Messenger RNA from Seriola aureovittata, 3951 nucleotides. RefSeq names its product CaM kinase-like vesicle-associated, like (gene camkvl). Gene Ontology annotation, cellular component: intracellular anatomical structure. Bases 379 to 2838 code for a protein of 819 amino acids. The transcript has 13 exons. Gene Ontology annotation, molecular function: calcium/calmodulin-dependent protein kinase activity; ATP binding; calmodulin binding. Lineage: Eukaryota; Metazoa; Chordata; Actinopteri; Carangiformes; Carangidae. The record is from RefSeq and is a predicted model, not a curated record. Gene Ontology annotation, biological process: peptidyl-serine phosphorylation.
GUGGGAGACAGUGAGUGAGUGAGUGAGUGAGAGUGAGUGAGAAUGAGUGGGAGGGAGGGCGGCAGUCAGAAACAAGCAAACUAAUUCUCACCGAAGAAGAGACAGUCGUGCCAGAGCAGGGGCUGCGCGUACUUCACCUCUCUGACGCUCUUUGUACAUCAACUAAUAAACGUUUAUUAGCGUUUUAUUUCCAGAUACCAAGUAGGACCAAGAGUUUCCAUUUUGGAUAGGAGGGGGCUGCCAACACACGCACCCACACUUCUCCAGAGCCGCGACAACUCAAGACAGAGACUCAAAGACGGGAGAACAAACGCACCAACCGACCUCACUGGCAGAGAUGAAGACACACACAUUGAUUUGCACAGAAGAAACACGCAAAUGAUGAUCAAGGUGAAUGACGUCAUGCCAUUUGGGUGCCUUGCCCUGCGAGAUGGGCGGACUUACGAUAGCAUAUGUGAUGUCACGGACAAAUAUGAGAUUGGACAGGUCCUCCGAGCGAAGGAGUUCUGCGAGCUGUGCCUGGCAAAGGACAGACAGACGGACAAGGUGUUUGUCUGCAAGAAAUUCCUCAAGAAAGACGGCAGGAAAGUCCGCAAGGCUGCCAAGAACGAAAUCAUGAUCCUGAAAUUGGUCAACCACCCAAACAUCCUUCAGCUGAUAGACACAUUCGAGACCCGGAAAGAAUACUUCAUCAUCCAGGAACUUGCCACAGGAGGAGACGUAUUUGACUGGAUUCUGGACCAAGGGAAUUACACUGAGAGAGACGCUUCCAAUGUCAUCAGACAAGUCCUCGAGGCUGUGGCAUACUUACACUCCCUCAACAUAGUUCACAGGAACCUGAAGCUGGAAAACCUGAUGUACUACACAGAAAACAACCACAACAAAGUAGUUCUGCGAGAUUUCUACCUGUCCAGGUUUGAGAACGGACCCAUCACAGAGCCUUGUGGAACACCAGAGUACCUGGCCCCUGAAGUGGUGGCUCGUCACCGAUAUGGUCGUCCUGUGGACUGCUGGGCUGUGGGUGUUAUUAUGUACAUACUCUUAUCAGGUAACCCUCCUUUUUAUGAUGAGACAGAGGAGGAGAACACGGAUCUACAUAAUCGCAUCAUCUUCUGUCGUAUUGUGGCUGGGGACUUUGAGUUUGAUUCUCCCUACUGGGAUGACAUUUCACCUGCAGCUAAGGAGCUUGUCUGCCGACUUAUGGAGGUGGACCAGAUGCUGAGAAUCACAGCGCAAGAUGCGCUUUGGCAUGAAUGGAUUGCGGGGAAUGGGGCCUCAGAGAAGAACCUAAAGGAUGGUGUGUGUGCCCAGUUUGAGAAGAACUUUGCGAAGGCCAAGUGGCGGAAAGCGAUCCGUGUCACCACCUUCAUGCAACGACUGAAGAAUUCAGAGGCAUUAAUUGACAGUUCAGCUGAAGCUCAGGGCGGUGAAGGGGCAGGAGAUGGUGAAGGCGGUGUGUCUCAGGGUACAAGUGAUGAGGGAGACAAAGGGACGAGUGAUGGAGGGGUGACGUCAAGUAGUGUGUCUUUAGAGGUUACUGUUGAAAAUACGCCAGAAGGUAUUGACCAGGAUGAGGGGAGGAGUAAGGUAGGAGAAAAACAGGAGGAGAUAAAGAUGAAUAUAGGCCCAUCUGUAGGAACUUCCCCAUCAGAUGUUCAGGAGCCUCUAUGCCAAUCAAAUGCAGCCCCUAAACUCACACAGGAACAGCCUGAUAAGGUUGGUGUAAAGAAAGCUGCAGGUGAUGGAACAAGGAAAAUUGCUGCCAGUUUGGGUCAAAAUAAAGUUGUUCCAGAAUCCAAACCAACCCCUGUGGUGACGUCUGACCCUUCCAAGCUUUCAGACACUUCUUCAGGCACUAAUCUUGACAAAAACCACACAUCCACCUCCCCUGACCCUAGCAGCAAACGUAAAAUGGCUGCAACGCUCCAUGGCCCUCCACCCACCGCUUCUGCUGAUGCGACAGCCUCACCAGAGAAGAGACCGGCCACACAGAAGCAGCAAAAGGAUGAGACUGAUGGAAGCUGGUGUCAGACACAAUUACCUGAGGCAGUGGCAGAGAGGUCAGUGGCAGCACCAGUGACUCCAGCAAUAGGGCCUGGAACUGGGGUGGAUGUAGGACUAGGAGUUAGGUUAAGGGGUGAUGCUAGCCCUGCGGGGGGUAGGGAUAGGGAUGCUAGGAGAACUGACAGAUACAGUGCUGAGUUUAGCAUAGCCAGGGCAGGCCCUGUGACAGGACAGGGCUGUUAUACAGUAGGCAGUUCUGCUAGUUUGGGUCGUCAUGCCACACCAUACAACCCAGAAGUUGGGACUGUAGGGAUGGGGAUGGCCGGGAGCUAUGGGAGUCCAUACAGCUCCCUGUAUACGGGUGCAGGAGGGACAGGGUUGUAUGGGACUGGGCUACAGCAUCGAGGAGGUGGGAGCAGCACUACAAGUGACUGGCAAAUGGACAGUGUGAUAGAGCAGAUAGAAAAGCAAAUGGCUGCCGUAUUGGAGAAGAUUGAGGGAGACAUGCCCUCACUGCUAGAGCAGAUCAGUGACUGUCCCGCUGAACAACCGCGUGCCCGGAGCACACAUGCCUCGCCUGCCGCCUCCCGUGCACGCUCCUCACAACACUCCACAACUGCGACCUCGGCCACUCCUCCACCUCUUCCCACCUCUCCUAGACCUGCACUGCCGUCUCUCCCUCGCCUUACUAUCCCUCCUCCAUCCUAUCCCCCACCCUCUCCACCCACACAAGCCUCACCCCAGGCUGUGGGAGAGCAGGAUGAUAGGGAUGGACAGAGGAGUGCUGCUCGUUCCAGCCAGUCACCCCGAGCUGGGAUGGGAAGGGGGCUAUGAAGCAGGUGUGCAUGAUGCAAUACCCAACACCUGGAGCACUGGAUUUAUAGCUUAAACUUGAGGGUUUAAUAACUCUGUCACAUCCCAGAAGUAUCAUCCCACUUGCUUACCAGACGAAAAGUAACCGCACAGUCUUGUUUGGUUUGGCUCUGUGUUCAUAUUGAGAUGACUGGUUGAGAGAAAUCUCCCUAUGGCAUUCAAAUAAGCAGUGUCUAAGGGGAGUGGAGUACUGUAUCUCUCUGUAUACAGCUUCCAAGACCAAGAUUGCAAAAGUUUGUUCGUGUGUGCAUGAGUGCUCAACACACAACCACCUCUAACUGGAGUCCAAGUGCAAAAUUACAAAUCUACACAGUAAACACAGUGUGGUACAAUUCUUAGUUAACACUGAGAGGUAACAGCUGAGGGAGUGUUUUGAUUUGCAUUAUUCCCUACAAACUGUAAAUACAUACAAAAAACUGGGUUCCUAGUUCUUGCUCUUCUCACACGUUGUGAACUUCCACAUAUCCAAACAGACAUUUACUUUUUUCAAACCAGCUCAUCCCAUUUCAUUAUUAUUUUAUUCCUUUUUAUUUAUGUAGCUAUUCCUUCUAUAGUGAGGCUGUGGAACCGUGAGCUUGCAGUCACAUAGUUGUACAGAGGUAUGUGAAAAUCUGAACUGAUGAAGCCUUUCCAUUGGCCACCGGAGAUUGAGAUUUGAUUUAUCAUAUAGUGUACUUAAUCUCAAACUGUCACUGAGCUGGGGAAAAAUGUCUAGAUGCAGGAUAUUGUAUAAAGGCUUUGCAAUAACUCACACACACACACACACACACACACACACACACACACACACACACACACUUCCUGUUCAAUUUCCAAAGUUCUCCAAAAAUCUUGCCCAGAAAGUUUUAUUUUGUCAACACAUCCAUUUGGCACUGUUAACUGGAUAGUGCUGUCUAUUUGAUCCUUUAUAUUGUGUAAAACAAGUCUUCUGAAUUUCAUUCUGCUUUUGGAUCUAUGUAAUACCAGGUUCUGUGCUUUUUUCCUCAAUAAAGUCUAGACAUCCACUAUUCUGUCCCUAUGUAAACUGUGCUCUGUUUGCAAAACUUUCAAUAAAAGUAAAAAAAUUAAGAUAAA